ACGAACAUGGCGCCAUGUGCUUUGUUAGUGUUUAUAUCACCUGGAUUUUUUUCUCGAAGCUAGUAUGAAUCAGCAUUAUAUAGUCUCAGAAAAUGUAAGAUUUGAUGUAGCGAAUAACAAUAAGGGAGAAUCGCUUAAAAAUGCCAGAAUCGGAAACCUGGCCAUUCUGACAAGCGAUGUCAUUCCAGCGCGUGCCAAUGUUUACAUCCCUGAAAAUGACAGAUCGGAGCUGAUAAAUGGAGACACUCGUUGUGGAAGGGAAUCGCACCCGAAGGGCCGAUACAGUAAUAUCGAGGAGGGACUGGAAUCUUCCGUGAGCAAUGAAGCUAAAGACAGAAUCAACAGGAUUGUGGGAGAUGUGAAAAGUCUGUCUGAUGUGGAGAAGUUACUGCUGUAUCUACGACUUCCUACAGGAGACACGAGCAAGGAUCUCCGACAGACACCAACAUCAUGUCUGCAAACAUCCAAUCGAACAGAACAGGCACAAGCAUACACCUGGAUAAGAUCUCACCUGGAGGAGGAUGUGGAGAUCUGUCUCCCCAAACAGGAAGUUUACGAUGAUUACAGAGUGUACUGCGAGAACCAUGGCAUCCGUCCGUUGAGCACAGCUGACUUUGGCAAGUUGAUGAAGUGUGUGUUCCCCAAUGUGAAACCCAGACGCCUAGGCCAACGUGGACAGUCCAGAUACUGUUACGGUGGUCUGCGGAAGAAGUUAGACAUUGAGGCACCAGGACUUCCCGACCUGGAAAUCAGUCCUCACAAACAACAGGAUACAGGAUCAGAGGAUGAUGAGCUGUACGCCGCAUCGUGCCAGCUUGUGUGUGAAUGGGCACAGAAACUCCUGGAGCAGAACUUUCCGAGUGUGCGGGAACUGGCGGAGCACCUGGUCAGUCACCUUUACGUCAACAGCAAGUCUGUGUCAGCCUUCACCGUGGUCGCCGGAAUGCAGGACACGGGCAUACAGAACAUGAAAGUGUCGUCCAUGUUUUCCAAUACGACGGGCGGAGACCGACACAGGGAGACUCAGUUACAACUCCAGAGGAAACUGCACGAGCGUGAACAGCUACGGGAACACAAGAAAAAACUUCAGAUGCAGAAAGAGGAAAAUGAACAGAAAGCAAAAGAGGCACAAGAUCGCAUGACACCAUCACUUGCCUCCCCUACAUUGCUCCGGGCACUUACUUCUCCUGCCAGAAGAAUAUUCGACAAAAAAGACGAAGAUUCCGGUCUGUUCCGCAAUAAAUCCAUUUUGAGUGGAAACACAGGGAAGUCAAAACAACCUGUUGUCGAUUCCUUGAGAAGUAAAUCUUCCUUGGGGAAGGAGAAAGUUAUACAGAAACAGGAGAAAACUUGUCAGGAUAUGGACGUUGAUGGGUCAAGGUCACCAGCCAAAAGUCAAGGUCAAACAAACGACCAACUCCGAGUGGAGGCUAUGGAUACUGGUAAUGAUGCACCGAUUCAUUUGGCCAGUCCAAAUCCACUUGAUGGAAAAGAACAUACGGACAUGAAGAAGAUAUUUACGAAGUUAAAAUCCUCUCCAGAUGAUUCUAGGAAGCUGUGUGAAGUAGGCAGGGAAGAAUGGAACAUAUCAUUGAUGGGCAGAGUUCAUUCAGCACACCAGAUGAGAGACACUUGGAAUCUUGGUGAGGAAUCUCCAACUCGCACCUUCCAUACAAUAAUGAAACCUGCGGCUGUGUCUCAACAUCGCCCACACAAGUCUGAAAGUGAUAUACAGAGGGUUAAGGUGACGGGCAUGACAGAAGAAUCGAGGGAGAUAAGUCUGUCCCCAGACGUUGUAGAUGAAAAGAUCACAGAACAAAGUCCGAUAGAUGUUUCGCAUGAAAUAAUUCCAAACUUUGAUGUCAUGGAAACUGUGGAAAUUACGGGAAACUCUGACGAAUGCCUUCAUUUGUCUGUGUCUUCCGUUUCUACAUCUGUUUCGUCCUCCGUGUCUUCAUCAUCAGUGUCAUCCAGAAGUGCGUUUGUGCCUUUUUCACAAAUGAGUACACGUAAAGAAAGUGACAUGCUCUCAAUGAAAAUUCCGUCCUCCACAUCGAGUCAGAUCAGUUCCAUUGUAUCCCAAACUGAUGUUCAUCCCAAAACAAAUGUCUCAGUGAGCUCAUCAGAGUCUGUACAAUCAAACAUGUCGUCUAACAUACCACAAUUUCCGUCCAUUCCAUCCCACGAAUCUCAGAUCUUUGCCUCAGUGGAGGGCACCGUGAAACCUCCCGGGAGUUUAAGUUUAAAUUUAAAUUCUCCGGGGAGCAAUCCUGUGUCAUAUCCAACGUGUACCACAGUCGGACUCCUAGGUGCUAUGUCAACUGCGUCCGAUAUUCCAACCUCACAAGCAUUACCGCAAACAUCACCGUCAACACCAAAAAAGACCAAGUCACGAUUUACUCCAAUCCGUCCGAAAGCUUCACCUUCAAAGACUGUCUCAAAUAUACUCAAGGAAAAAAGUGCAGAGAAUUCCAUUUAUAACAAGUCCAAACCUGUUGCCACACUUCUAAAAGAGAAACGGGCCCGAGAAGCAGAAGUUUUGGCUCAGUCUCAGAUAAAUGGAGGAGUGACUCUCUCGCCAGGAGGCAUCAACCAGGCUAGCUCCGGCGUUCAGAUACAAAACAUCCAAAAUAUCACUGCAUCCACAUUACCCAAAUCGUUGGAGUUGAACAAGCCUGGAGAAUUUUUCAUCAUUUUGAAUCCGGUCAGUAAGAUGUCUGUUGUCAGUCCUGUAUCGACUGUCACCCAGUCACUUCUCUCCAACUCCGCUACCAUGACGACCAGCUCCAGAGGUAAAUCAGAAAUGAGCAGAGGUCAAAGAUCAGCAAAUCCAAGUCGUAGUCGCACAAACUCUUCAUCCGAGUCUGAAAUUGAAAGUAUCUUCCCUAUGGGGAAAGAAAGUUGGGGCGUGACAUCCGAUUCAGCGGAGGAAAGUUUCACAGAUUUGAAUAUGGAUGAAACUCCUUCAAAAUUGGUAAAAAUAGACUGUGACCAAGGCGUUUCAUCACGACCAGGUAGUCGUUGUUCUGUCGACAGAGAAACGCCAUCAUUUGGACGGAAACGAAAAUUCUAUACGUGUGGGAAUGUUUCUUAUCAUAAAAGGAUCAAUUCUACUGAUGAUACCGACGAUGAAGUUGUCAUUAUUGAACAAAAAGAGAAUGAUAAAGAUUCAAGACGGGCGAAGUCUUGUUCGCUGGAUCAACAAGACCAAGACGAGAUCAUGUCACCCGUUAACAAAGAGAACCUGAACAAUACCAUUGACAGUAUACAUUGUCCGGACAUUUCAAUUCUGGAAAUAGAUGCGUUGUCAGACAGUGGAUUGGAUUCGGAGCAGCUCCAGCUCCUGUCCGACUCAAAAACACCAAAAUCAAUACCUCAGACACACUCAGCCGCAGUGGGAGUCAACUCCUUACUGUUGCGGCACUCCCAACGAGAAUUACUGAAACAGAAGGAGGUGCUGGAUGAGCGCAUGAGGUCUUACUGGAGCAAGGAGAGUAAAGUGACCACUUUUAACAAGUCUGAUGUCGUCAACAUCCAAGUUCACAGUGAACUGCCCCAGGAUGUUGCUGAUUUCAUAACCGACGCUCUCACUGGUAUUGCCAACACCAGUAUAAAUGAAAAUGAGGACACGAACAAAAAAGGGAAUGGAGAAAUUGAGAUGCAACAUUCCAGGCCGCAGAGUUUGAGUCGCGAAAAGAAAGCUAACGGUCCAAGAAUCACCAACACCGUUACCAGUCGGAACUUUCUCCAGCCUAUAGUCACCUCACCUUUGAUGGCAAUGUCUAUGAAAACUCAGAGGAGAAAAGAUUCUGUCCAAGACAAUGGUCAAGAAAAAGGACAAAAUCAGGAGAUUUCUACCAAGACUUCUGUAACAAUGUCCAAUUUCGCGAGUCCUCAGCGGCCAGUACGUCGACAAAGGACACCGUCUAUUGAACGACUUCUCGGACCAACUGUCACCCCUGACCGGCAUGUCCAGCUGCAAUCUCCUCUGGACCAAGGGUUGACCGGUCACAGUGAUAAGGUUAAUCAGUACAUGUCGGAGCAAGGCAAGGCCACCACCCCUACCAGCUUUGCCAGUCCUGUGCAUCCUGUAAUGCAGAGGAAAAGAGAAAUGUCGGUGGAUCGUAUUAGUAACCAGACACCUUUUUCGGAUGCAGGAUAUGGUAGUAUUGGAGCAAGUCCCAUACAGACGUCCACUCCAGUAUCGGGUCUGGGAGGCAUCUGUGAUAUAACUUUGAAUUCCACCUCAAGUGCUGGCUUCCUGAUGAGCCGGCCCGAUUCAGUACAGAGCUUACCCAGUGACACUGUCAUGCAAAGUCCAGUGCCGCCAUUUUCACCACGUAAUUAUACAUCUACACCACUCACCGUGCGCUCGCCGUGUUCCACACAGAACAGCAACCCUCUACAGAGCCCGCUGGGGAUGGGCCCUCCCACACGCGCCUUCAUGCCAAUUCAAAGUUCCUCUACCCAGAAACUAGAAACUACUGUUACACUUAUCAAACCGACAGUUACUAUGGCCAGUGGAAAUGGGGGCGAGGCGAAGGAGAUCCUAAAAGAUUUAAUAGGGAUCGGAAGUAUUCAACCAGAACAACGACAAACUCGUCCUCCACCCUCAUACAAGGUGGCUGUGCAGGCGCUUACGUAUUUACAAGCAGAAAACACGGAGAGUUCUGGGGCUUUCAAUCGUCCACCUAGCGGACCAAUUGACUUUCCGAUGACAGAUCUGGUGUCACCUACAAAACAUCAGUCUGUGAUUGGCAUGAUGGGAAAGAACAAUGAGGCACUGCCGGAUUUAAGUCUGCAGUUGAAUCAUGGGACUGAUCCUGGUCAGCCAGAUAAAAGUAUUGCCAAUGCGUACCCUUGUUCAUUCCAGCUGGCUCUCAUGUCUCAGAAGUCGAGAGAAGACGGAAAAGAGGCUGCUUCGGGAUCAACACUGUAUCGGUCUGGACAAAAGGGAACAACGUCUGUUUCAUCUGGAACUCUAAUGUUAAAUACUACGGCGUCUCAAUCAUCUGAUGGUCAGGCAACUGGUCAGUACACAGAACCAAUGGUCUUAGGCAAAUCACCAUUACAUAUGCUAGAAGGACCGAGAAGUGAUCGUUUUCCGGAAAAAAUGGUUUUCGGACAGUCGUCUUUACAGCAGCCGGAGGGAUCAAGAGCUGGUCAAUACAUGGAUGCAAUGGUUUCAGGACGGCCAGCUCCUCAACACCCUAAUUCUGAUGGUCAUAGAAUAGGCCAGUUUGAAGGUGGUUCUGUACAAGGUGUGUUGUCCAAGGUUAGUAAACGACCCACUUCCCAACAAUCUGACCAUUCUACCCGCAACCUAUUUAGUCCGGAAAUCCAAGGUAGAGACUUCAUGUCUGGAGGCGUAAUGGUGCAAAAUUCAAAAGAAAGAGACAUUGAAUCCAUCCUCAACAUCCUGAAGGAACCAAACCAGCCCUCGAAACACGCCGAGAAAGGUAAGCAAGGAGGGAUUGUCAUGAAAGUUCAGACAGUGUUACCCAAUGCAAAUUAUAAAGGUAAUGCUCCGAACGUGAACUUGACGACAAACCCUCGCAUUUCAGAGAAACUGCGGCCGUACGUCAUGGACAAAGUUAUGACUUCAGUAAUGGACGACGUCGAGUUCUCGGCACGACGGAACCUGAUGCCUGAUCUUAUGGAGGAACCAAGUUCUACUGAAAUAAACGAAGAGGAACUGAUGUCGACACUGGAAGACUUGCGUUCCGUCGAUGAGAAAUAUUUCGUCCAAGAUGACUUCAACUCUAAAAGGCUUUGAGUGAAUAGAAUUAUUGUGUGAGCUUGCAUUUGGUCAGUUGUUAAAAAAAUAUAUAAACAUAUAUAUAUACAUACUUCAAAAAAUUUAAGGUGAUAGGUUUAUGAUUGAAUCCCUGGCUUUUGCAUCUUUUUGUUUUGUUUUUACGUGAGUGACUCAAUCAGCAGUUAGCCAUUUAGUUUAAAAAUAGACAAUUUUACCCAAAAACUUAUCUUCAGAUUUUAUCCUUUUUUUUUUAAUUUUCAGCUUGUUUUUGAAAAGAAAUGCAACAUAAAAUAUCUCAAAUAAAACAAAUUGUAAAUAAGAGUGAUUAAGUCUAACAGGAGGAGCGCAAAUAUAAAAUUAUCAAUUUUUGAUAUAUUUCUGAAAAUUUCAAAUCUGGUUUACUGUGCUACAAUUUUCCCUAUUCCCAAGCCACGGGCCCCAUUCCAGAAAUAGUGUAGAAAAACCUAAGCAUGGUAAUUAUGGACAGUUGGUUUAAAUCAUAAUCGAUAAUCAAUGUGUAAUUGGAAGUAUUAAACUAAUUGAUAAUUGAUUUAUUGGUUUAUAAAUUUAUGGGACUCGGUACCCAAAUAAAGUGACAACAUUAUUUUUACUUCAACAGACAGUUGUAAACUGAAUAUUAGGUUUCCUUCAUUUAUAAUGAAUGGAUUAUUUUUCUACAUAAUCAUUAAUCAUUUGAUAAAAGCUAUAGAGCUAUGUGACUUGCAAAGGGUUCUUGACAUUGUAUACAGUUGAGACUUGAAUUCAGUUGUGAAAUGGUUAUACAUGUGGGGACCGCGGUGGCAAAGUGGUUGACUCAUUGACCCCUGAAUUUUCACAACGAACUAUUCCAACCUUUUGCAUUGGAAGAGUUCAAAUGUGUCUUCAGG
This is a messenger RNA of Mizuhopecten yessoensis (Yesso scallop), 6645 nucleotides long. RefSeq lists its product as uncharacterized. The record is from RefSeq and is a predicted model, not a curated record. Gene Ontology annotation, molecular function: RNA polymerase II cis-regulatory region sequence-specific DNA binding; DNA-binding transcription factor activity, RNA polymerase II-specific. The transcript is spliced from 8 exons. The coding region runs from base 65 to 5776 and encodes 1903 amino acids. Lineage: Eukaryota; Metazoa; Mollusca; Bivalvia; Pectinida; Pectinidae. Gene Ontology annotation, biological process: regulation of transcription by RNA polymerase II.